GUUUGAUAAUCACUCAAACAGCAGUAUGAUUCGAGACAUUAUUCUCUUCUUGUUCACUAAGCUGGAUCGGGCCCGCGCAGCAAAAGCUUUCAGAGGUUGUGCCUUUUGGGGAGGAAGCUUCACAGAUCGUGACUUUAGGAAACAGUGCUGUUUGUGGCUAAAAGAUAUUGCAAAUCAACACCAAAGCUGUCUUCCACAAAUUACACCUUCUGCAUUUAUUUCUCCUACUGGUCCUAAAUUUACUCACCUAUUGUAUCGGCUUGCAAAACAUGUAGUGGUUGAGGACAUGAAAAGGAGCUUCAUAGGCACUGGUAUACCUUUUGCUGAAGCUGUAAAGUUGAGACCUAAGGAUAUGUAUAUGGCAGAUGCAAGAUGUAGAGUCGCAUACAAUAAACUUCUGCAAAUUUUUCAAAAGGAAGAUUUUGUUAUUCAAGAAUAUGAAAAAAAAGCACAGCUUUUAAUUAAAGAAAUAAAACAGAUAAAGUCUGAAUAUGCAGUCCUGCAGAUACAGUCUAGCAAGAUGAAACAAAAUGACCAAAACAAAAAUGACAAAACUGAGAGAAUUCAAAAGGUCCGCAGUAUGUGGACACUUAUAAUAGAAAUGCUUACAUCUCUGAAAAAGGAAAGGGAAGUUGUGGAUUCUGUACUUGAAGACUGUGUUGGUCCGUGCAUUUUAGAUGGAGCUAAUGUUGUGUUCAGUGUUCCACAGCUGUUGGCUCUCAGGGUUGAAAGUGACAUACACCAACUUUGUACAGGAAACUUAUAUGAAGGUGAAAAACUGAAUUUCUUAACAGUCAUGCAGUUACUAAAUGAAGCUCUGAGGGCACUGAGAGAUGAACGUUGUCAGUCUGAAUUAAAACUACAUCUGCAGGUCAAGGGUCUGGAGAAUAAGGUUACACUCCACAAUAAAUUACUACAUAAUUUGAAAGAAAAGAGGCUACAAAUAGAGCAAGAGCAUCGUGUGUCAACAAGUGGAUCUAUCUCUAGAACACAGGAAGAAUGGGAAGUGAAGUGGAAAAGCUUUCUUGGCCUGUGUCCUUUUAGUUUAGUCUUAAAUCAGGAUACAGAAUUUGGUCUGUCAAGAGCUUCACCACCCUAUUCUUUUAAUCUUACAGAAGAAGAAGAUAAGGAUGGAGUAUUUUUUCAAAAAUGGCUAUCAGUUUCAGAUGUUUCUGACUCUAUUAAUGAAGUAAUUUAUGAGAAAAAUGAUGGGGCAUUGGAAACUGUGAUGGAUAAGUCAACACCACUACGAAGAUGGAUGUCUUCGGUGCCUUUGGAGUUGUCAAAAGCAUCUGAAAACGGAGACGUGUUAAUUGAAAAGAACUUGCCUGUUGAAACUUGCAGUGGGGAAAAAAAGCCUCUGCCUCCAAAGAUCUUAAAAAAUGCAAAGGAUGAGUCUGCCAUUUCAGAAAUGUGGGAGAAUGCGGGUGAUUGUGUUAUCCAGACAGUGUCGCCUGUCAAAAAAGAAGACCCUCUUAAGAGAGCCAGAGAUGAACUGGCAGAAGAGGUUGCAAAAACAGUGAUAUCUGAGUCACCUCAGAGUGGUGAAGAAAAAGGAAUGGAAUUAGAAGAGCUCAUUAGCUCACUGGCUCUUAACCCAUUUUUAACAAGGAAACAGAUUCCCCGAACUCCGGAAAAUCUGCUUACUGAAAUUAGAAGCUCGUGGAGAAAAGCUAUUCAGACUGACGGCUCAUCAGAAACAGAGCUGACCCCAACUGAAGUAAUGACAGAAGAAGCUCCAAUGGAUGCUACACCUAUAAUGCAGAAGGCAGCAGACUCUGGUUUUGGGUGCUCUACCCAUGCAUCUCCUGUACCUGACUUUGAACCUCCCUUGUCAGAAAGGAAGUCCCAAUUAAGUUCUACAGAAUUUAGAACCCCAAAGUGGAUGAAGAUAAGUCGUAUAAUUGAAUCUCCAAUUUUAGAAACAUCUGGAAUGCAAGAGUGUGAGAGAACCAAAGAAGGGGAAUUAACACCUAUUGUUUUGAAGGAAAGCUCUGUAGAAGAUUUGGCUUCUCAAUAUGUAGAGGAGAGCAUGAAUACUUCAGAUACUUGUUCAAAAAACGACAGUAGCACAAUUAUUCUACCUUCAGACCAGUUUCAGCGUUUCUUGAUGGAUGGGAAGCUGCACUGCAGUGCAUCUCCAUUGUUGAGUUCUAUCAGUUGUGAAGCUGCCUUCUUGCAGAUAUUCGAUGAGAAACUUCGAGAAGAACUUGAUAGCACAGAUCCCGAAAAAUCUGUAAGGUCAGAGUCUGAUUUUGAUGGAAUGGACAGCAAAUACGUAAUAGAUGGUUCAGAAAAUAAGGAGGACAUUCAAAAAUCAGAGCUCGAUCUACAGUUCAGCACAUGUGAAGUGCUGAAAAAGACUGCACCUAGAAGCAAAGAGGAGCUGCAAACACGUGAUGGAGGCAAACCUGUAAGUUGCAGAUCAGACCCAGGUCUUGCACCAGAAGAAAUAGAAAGCAAUGAAUUCUGCAGUACUCCAAAACACUUCUCCUUGGAUGAAGAAUUUACUAAGACGCCAUCACCAAUGUCUGUUAGUGAAAGAAAAUGUUCCCUGUCGUCUUUGCUGGAAUCCUACCAACAUCUGGAGGAAAUGGCAUCAAUGGUACACAAAAUCCCAUUAGACUUAAUACAUAAAUUGGAGGAUAAAGAGCAGUUGAAUGAGAAGCUGGACACAAAGGAACCACCAUCAGAAUGGAAUUUGUAAAGCAGAAGCAUAACCACAGUAGUGCAAUAAUGGUUCACUUGAGCUGUAGCAUCUUCUCCAAGCAUGGCUUAGAUGGAGAAGUUGCAUUUCUUCCUAAUUUGUAUGGAGACUAUAUUCCAGUCUCCUUGUUUAAGAGUGGAAGAACCAGAGCAAGCAACGGACAAUUUCAUGCCAUCCAUAGUAGCACUCUAUGUACAGCCCAUCAUUUAUGUACAAAACUAUAUAUUCUUUUCUAAGCAUAUAUUUACAAAUAGCAGAUGUUAAGUAGGUGGCAUCAUCCUAGAAAAUGGAAAAACAAAGUCUCAAAUGAGAAAUAGUGAAAUCUUUGGUGUGUCUAUCUUGCCUCUAUUUUCCCUCCCUCCUACUCCUCCCAAUUUUACUUUGUGCUCUGCAUUCAUUGGUUUCUUCUCUCUUAUUGAGACUUCUGGUCAAUUUUGCCCUUAGUUGUACCUGGUGAUAGUCUGCUUUCUUUUUAUAAUCUUCCACUGAAGUGCCUAUUUCUUCAGGCAUAUUACUGAAUAAAUGUUUUACACUGAAGCUGUAAAGAUUUAUGACUUAUGGUAGUGUUUAUUUUCAAAUAAUUUAUAUACAUUUAUGUCAUUGUGGUGUAAGUAACUUGCUAAUACUGCUAGUGGGGCAGGAAUGUACAAGUUGUGGUUCCAGCAGAUAAGCUUAUUAUUAUAAAAGUGCUGCCCCCCUAACGUGGUGUGUUUACAGAGUUUUGAAGUGUUGCUAAGUAAAGUUGGUUUUCUGUUCUGGUAUAUCUUUCUCCUUUCUUCUAAAACAGUUGCAAACAGGUUUUAAGACGAAUGUCCACCUGUAUUUGACAUCUUCCUUAUGAAGCAGAAUUUGACAAGCUUUAUGAAAAGAGGUUUUUGUUGCUAGUUGUGGAAGCUAUAAUGUGGCUGCUGGUGUGUUAACAGCUAAGAGGGAAGUGCUUCUUUAUACCCCAUUUGCACAUUGAUCUCAUCAUGGUCAAACAGCUAGGGAAUUGGAAGGUCUGACCUUUCUGACAAUCUAUUGGCUGUCUGCAACAGGCACAGCCCUGUAGAGCUUGGUGCUGGUGACUUCACAGAAGUUCCCCAGGUGACUGUCCAGGCUUUCACACCCUGGUCAGAAGAGGCUUGGAAGCAGGACUGCAGAGUUCUGGUUGGGAUGCCACCAGAGGAACCUGGGCAUGCUGCCCCAGGAAAGGAGCCAGUCAGUCUGCACCAGUGUUAGGUGCUCUGUCCCUGCUUCUCCAGGGACUACUGCUGAAGUGGAGUGGGGCUUUUGGUUUUUCUUUGGG
Messenger RNA from Egretta garzetta (little egret), 3995 nucleotides. RefSeq names its product HAUS augmin like complex subunit 6 (gene HAUS6). The transcript is spliced from 16 exons. The record is from RefSeq and is a predicted model, not a curated record. Bases 26 to 2707 code for a protein of 893 amino acids. NCBI's taxonomy places the organism in Eukaryota, Metazoa, Chordata, Aves, Pelecaniformes, Ardeidae. Gene Ontology annotation, biological process: spindle assembly. Gene Ontology annotation, molecular function: microtubule binding. Gene Ontology annotation, cellular component: mitotic spindle microtubule; HAUS complex.